AUGUCCGCGUUUAUCAUCACCUCCACGCCCGUCGUGCGCGCCUCCGCGGCUUCCCGCGCGUCCGCGCGCGCCCCCGUCGCCGCCGCCCUCCGCCCUCCCUCGGCGAGGAUUUCCACCGGCGUCGCCCGGUCCGCCGCGCUCCGCAUCCGAAGGCGCCGCGCCUCUUCCCUGACGGUCCGCGCCGAGGCCGAGGCCGAGACCGCCGCCGCGCCCGUGGAGUCCCUUCCCCCGGUCCCGGGCACCUUCGUCAAGAUCUGCGACGCGGACGAGCUCCCGAGGGGCACCCGCAAGAAGGUGAGCGCGCUCGGCAAGUCCAUCCUCAUGUUCUGGUACAAGGACUCCAUGGUCGCCAUCGAGUCCCGGUCCCCGGCCGAGGGCGCCUUCUCCGAGGGUUUCGAGAACGCGCGACUCACCCAGGACGGCUGCAUCGUGUGCCCGUCCACGCGCUCCACCUUCGACCUGAAGACCGGCGAGAUCAAGGACUGGUACCCCGACAACCCCGUGCUCCGGCGGCUCACCCCGAUCGAGACCUGCCGACCGAUGGAGGUGUUCCCAUGCCUCGCGCGCCCCGACGGAGUGUACGUCGACGUCAAGAACGGAUCCCUAGGCCCCGACUUUGUCGCCCCCGCCACCAAGGGCGGCUCCAACACCUCCCUCGAGAACAACAACGUCUACGCCGUCGAGCCGCAGAUGGUCGUCGUGGGCGCGGAUGGGAAAGAGAUCGCGGUGGACGACGACGGCGAGUCGGGCAUGUCCAAGAUGGACCCGGGGACGCUCGCCAUCUCCAUCGCGGGCGUCGCGGCGUUGGCGCUGGGUGGCUCCGCGGUUUGCGUGUUCUACGAGAACUACGUCGGCCUCGGGCUGUUCUGGCUGGUGGGCUUUGGCAUCGCGGCGAAGGUUGGACUGGACGCCACGGGCGCCCUCGACGAGGACAAGUGA
Molecule: messenger RNA, 939 nt
Organism: Micromonas commoda
Lineage: Eukaryota; Viridiplantae; Chlorophyta; Mamiellophyceae; Mamiellales; Mamiellaceae
Product: rieske [2Fe-2S] domain protein
Exons: 1
Coding region: 1-939 (312 amino acids)
Molecular function (GO): 2 iron, 2 sulfur cluster binding; nitrite reductase [NAD(P)H] activity
Source: RefSeq, a predicted model, not a curated record